Ornithorhynchus anatinus (platypus) is the source of this 2107-nucleotide messenger RNA. It is a transcript of the gene CHRNA9, whose product is annotated as cholinergic receptor nicotinic alpha 9 subunit. The coding region runs from base 271 to 1704 and encodes 477 amino acids. The record is from RefSeq and is a predicted model, not a curated record. Gene Ontology annotation, molecular function: transmembrane signaling receptor activity; acetylcholine-gated monoatomic cation-selective channel activity. The transcript has 6 exons. Gene Ontology annotation, biological process: signal transduction; regulation of membrane potential; nervous system process. Gene Ontology annotation, cellular component: neuron projection; synapse; postsynaptic membrane. Lineage: Eukaryota; Metazoa; Chordata; Mammalia; Monotremata; Ornithorhynchidae.
UUAACCCACCACUAAGAUCUCUGGACUCCCAGGCUAUCACAGUUCCCAGCCUAUCACAUCUUUCCUGGAUUCUCCACCAACCUUCCCAUACCUUGAAGCUAAGUCUAAGCCCUUAACGUCAUCCUCUUCACCAGACUCAACUUCCUCACCUCCUUGUCCCUCCAUCACUCUUGGCCAAUCCUGUCAAAGAAACUCCAUGUUGGGGACAUUUUACCAGAAGAAAAGAGUGCCUUCAAACUUUUCUAUUAAGUGCUUAUUUCAAGAAAGGAGAUGAUCUCUUUGAGCACAAACUUCAUGCAGAAUGGGAGACAGGAGACAAAAAAGAAAACAGUACCAGGGUCAGAAGCAGCGGAAGGAAAAUUUGCCCAGAUGCUCUUUACCGACCUCUUCAAAGACUAUUCCAGCGCCCUGAGGCCAGUGGAGGACACAGACAAGGUGCUUAAUGUCACCCUGCAGAUCACGUUGUCCCAGAUCAAAGAUAUGGACGAAAGGAACCAGAUUCUGACGGCCUACCUGUGGAUUCGCCAACUGUGGCACGAUGCUUAUCUGCGCUGGGACCGCGAACAGUACGACGGGCUGGACUCCAUCCAGAUCCCCAGCAGCUUGGUGUGGCGCCCCGACAUUGUCCUUUACAACAAAGCUGACGACGAUUUCUCGGAGCCUCUGAGCACCAACGUGGUCCUGAGGCAUGACGGCCUGAUCAUGUGGGAUGCCCCGGCCAUCACCCGGAGCUCCUGUGUGGUGGACGUGUCUUACUUCCCCUUCGACAGCCAGCAGUGCAACCUGACCUUCGGCUCAUGGACCUACAACGGGAACCAGGUGGACAUCUUCAAUGCCCUGGCCAAUGGGGACCUGUCGGACUUCGUGGAGGACGUGGAGUGGGAGAUCCACGGUAUGCCCGCCGUGAAGAAUGUGGUCACCUACGGCUGCUGCUCAGAGUCGUACCCGGAUGUGACCUUCACCCUCGUCUUGAAGAGAAAGUCCUCUUUCUACAUCGUCAACCUCCUGCUCCCCUGUGUCCUCAUCUCCUUCUUGGCCCCUCUGAGCUUCUACCUCCCGGCGGCUUCUGGAGAGAAGGUGUCGCUGGGGGUCACCGUUCUGCUGUCCAUGACCGUGUUUCAGUUGAUGGUGGCGGAGAGCAUGCCACCCUCGGAGAAUGUGCCCCUGAUAGGCAAGUACUAUAUCGCCACGAUGGCCCUCAUCACGGCUUCUACGGUGCUGACCAUCAUGGUGAUGAACAUCCACUUCUGCGGGGAGGAAGCCAAACCUGUCCCACACUGGGUCCGGCUGGUCGUCCUGGACUACAUGUCCAAGAUCUUCCUUGUCUAUGAUGUGGGGGAGAGCUGCACAUCUCCCCAGCGAGGCAGGGCCCGGGACCACACCCUCCGCCAGGACCUGGACUGGUGCAGACCCCCGAGCGGGGACCCGGAGGUCUCCGGCGACCAGGAGGAGAACCAGUUGGUGAGGGCCAAGGCCUGCCGCCGGGAUGACGGGCUGGCAGCAAGCAACGGGCACUGCCCUCAGUGGCACGCUUUGGCAAGGGACAUCGAGUACAUAGCCUUGUGCCUGAAGGCCCACAGGUCCCACAGUGCCAAGGGCAGCGAGUGGAAGAAGGUGGCCCGCGUGAUGGACAGGUUCUUCAUGUGGGUCUUCUUCUUGAUGGUGUUCGUCAUGAGCGUCUUGAUCAUUGCCAACGCUGUGUGACCUGGGAGAGAGUUACCCGUCAGACCUGGUGCUACCGGCCCGACAUUAUUGGAAAGAAGGCAAGUACGUGAGUGUCCAACACAAUGAAAUUACUGCAUUCCCAAACUGCUUGCAUACCUUCCGUGGUGAAAUUGGCUCUCAGGAGGCUGGGAGCCUAACGAUGUUUGGGGUCCACUUAAGCAAGGAGAGGUUCCCCCCAGGCUACCUUCUGUGGGGGGCAUACAGUUCUAUAUGGGGGCUUCAGGUACGGGGGUGAGGAGAAUGGAUAAGAUUUGUGUUGGAUCUCACGGCUCUGACAAAGCUGCUUUCCACAAGUCAAAGACUGUUGCAAUGGUUUUGGGAGAGGUGGAGCUGUAAAAAUAUAAAAAUAGUAAUAAUAAAUGUGGAAUACGUUAAGCACUUA